Messenger RNA from Laccaria bicolor S238N-H82, 507 nucleotides. RefSeq lists its product as uncharacterized. The record is from RefSeq and is a predicted model, not a curated record. The transcript has 4 exons. Lineage: Eukaryota; Fungi; Basidiomycota; Agaricomycetes; Agaricales; Hydnangiaceae. The coding region runs from base 1 to 507 and encodes 168 amino acids.
AUGUCGGUUAUCACUGUCACUGAUGGCGAUCCUGCCACUGAGGUGAUUAAACUAUUGCUCACACAUAUCAAUGCUGAAGCUGCAUUCAAGCGCACUAAAUCGUCCUCAAAGCAAACGACGUCUAAUGGGAUUCAACAGCUUAUUCAGGAUAUCAAGAAGAAAUGGAAAAGGCUAGAACCAGAGUGGACGAAGUUCAAGGCGUAUACGGAAGCAAUCCCUCUGUUGGAAAGGUUGUUACUUGACUAUGUGUAUAAUAUCGGAGACCGGUCAUCGCGCCUUCUCCACCGCACAGCGGCAGACGUUCCAAAGGCGCCGGAAGACAAGAUGGUAACUGGCUUGACGGGUCUUAUCAACAACAUUGCAACUCAGAUGGAUAACAAGUAUGUGCCUGCUAGCACUCAUUCUGUUGUGAAGGCCUUCUUGCUCGUUUAUUUCCCUUUUGCAUCAGCCGUGGACAAUGUGGUGGAUUUGGAGUGGGCCGAACACCUCAAAUCCAAGAAGAAAUGA